AUGCAAUUUCUCCUUCUUGGAAUGUCCCUGGUUGGGCUCUCGUUGGCAGCGGAUCUGGAGAAGCGCGGUGGCGGUGGAGGUUCGGCUUUCGAUAUCUAUGAGAUUGUCAACGAUGACCUUUCCCGUAUCACUCUUCUCGUCCUCGGCUGCAUGGCCGCGUUCAUCUAUGCCUGGAAGAUGUGGUUUCGCAUCUCCGCUCAUCUCAGACGGCUGGCAAGCUUCAACAACGAACAGCAACGGUACUUCGUUCCUGCCGAUGGGACCUUCGCAAAAGUCAAGAACCACAUCAUCUACGCUCCGCUGUUUCGUAACAGGCACAAUCGUGAAUUCCAGCUGUCUUCGGCCAUCAACAUGGGCACUCUGCCCAGUCGGUUCCACGCCUUCAUCGUAGUGGGAAUCAUCGUUAUGAACGUGGUUCUUUGCGUGGUCACCGUUCCCUACAAGACCAAGGAGGACACAGUCGCAGGCGUCAUCCGUAACCGGACCGGUACUAUGGCGACGGUCAACCUGAUUCCGCUCAUCCUCUUGGCGGGACGAAACAACCCACUCAUCAAGCUUUUGGAGGUUCCGUACGAUACAUUCAACCUGAUCCACCGCUGGCUCGCUCGGAUCGUGGUCUUCGAAACUCUUGCUCAUGUGUUUGCCUGGGCUAUUCCCAAGGCCCAGAAAAUUGGCUGGGGCGUUGUAGGAGCGAUCUUUGGGGAGAGCACCUUUAUUCUGACUGGAUUGAUUGCUGCCUGUGCGUUCGUCGGGCUCAUGGUUCAUUCGCCCUCUCCGAUUCGACAUGCAUUCUAUGAAACCUUCCUUCAUCUGCAUAUUGCCAUGGCUAUCGUUUCGAUGGCUGGCCUUUGGAUUCACUUGAACGGCUUUCCGGCUCAGACUUACUUGCUCGUCGCCAUCAUCUUCUGGGGUCUGGAGCGCGCCACACGAGUUGCGAUUAUUGUGUAUCGCAACUGCGGAAGAAAGGCGACAACCGCGUUGGUUGAAGCCAUGCCAGGCGAAGCGAUGAGAAUCACCCUGAAGAUGGCAAGGCCCUGGACGUUCAAGCCCGGCCAGCACAUCUACCUCUACAUGCCCUCAAUCGGUUUGUGGACCUCGCAUCCAUUCUCUGUCGGCUGGAGUGAGUCGGAGGAAGUCGUCACGGAUGAGAAGGGUAUGCCGAUGACACGCCAGGAUGUGUUCGGCUUGCAGAGGACAACCAUCUCGCUGCUUGUCCGGCGCCGAACUGGUUUCACGAACAAGUUGUACCAACGCGCUUUGAGCGCUCCCGACUCGCGCAUCACUCUGAAGGCGUUCGCCGAGGGACCGUACGGAGGCAUCCACACCAUGGACUCCUACGGCACAGUCGUCCUGUUCGCCGGUGGUGUCGGCAUCACCCAUCAGGUCCCAUUCGUGCGCCACCUAGUCAAGGGGUAUGCGGAGGGCACCGUUGCUGCACGACGAGUCACUCUGGUCUGGAUCAUCCAGUCCCCCGAACACCUUGAAUGGAUCCGCCCCUGGAUGACCAGCAUCCUGGCCAUGGAUCGGCGCCGGGAAGUCCUUCGGAUCAUGCUGUUCAUCACCAGACCCCGUAACACCAAGGAGAUCCAGAGCCCGAGCGCCACAGUCCAGAUGUUCCCAGGCCGACCGAACAUCGAUACCCUGAUCGGCAUGGAGGUCGAAAAUCAGAUCGGAGCCAUGGGCGUGCUUGUCUGCGGAAACGGCAGCUUGAGUGACGAUGUCCGUCGCGUGUGCCGUAAAAGACAGGACCAGACGAAUGUCGAUUUUGUGGAAGAGAGCUUUACGUGGUAG
Messenger RNA from Aspergillus pseudoviridinutans, 1791 nucleotides. Its product is annotated as ferric reductase family protein. Gene Ontology annotation, biological process: copper ion import; intracellular iron ion homeostasis; iron ion transport. The transcript has 4 exons. The record is from RefSeq and is a predicted model, not a curated record. The coding region runs from base 1 to 1791 and encodes 596 amino acids. NCBI's taxonomy places the organism in Eukaryota, Fungi, Ascomycota, Eurotiomycetes, Eurotiales, Aspergillaceae. Gene Ontology annotation, cellular component: plasma membrane. Gene Ontology annotation, molecular function: ferric-chelate reductase activity.